GGGCAGGGUAAUUGGGGGUCUUGGGGGGCAAUUGAGGGGUCGGGGGGUCGUGUUUAGGACCCCCUGUGACCCCCACCGCCCCUCCCAAGGCCAUGGAGGCUCCACAGAGUCGCCGCGUUGGGAUCCUGGGCUACGGCCAGUUGGGGCAGUUCCUGGCCCAGCAGCUCCUGGCCCAGGGGCCCACCCUGGGCCUGACCUUGGCCUGGGUCUGGGCCCGGGACAGGGCGAGUUUGGGGGGACUCCCCCCAGCCCUGCGCCUCCACAACCUGGGGCUCCUGCCCAGCACAGAGGUGGACCUGGUGGUGGAGGUGGCCCACCCAUGUGUGGCCCAGGAACACGGCGAGGACAUCCUAGGACACGCGGAUUUCAUGCUUGGGUCCCCCACAGCCCUGGCAGACCCCGAGACUGAGCAGCGGCUCCGGGAGGCAGCGACACGGGGGGGCCACACCCUGUAUGUCCCCAGGGGGGCCUUGUGGGGCUGCGAGGACAUCGCUAGGAUGGACCGGCAGGGGACACUGGCUGCCCUGAAGGUGACAAUGACUAAGUCCCCGCAGAGUUUCCGGGCACAGGGGUGGCUCCAGGAGCGGGUGGCAGCCGCAAUGGCCUCAGGGACGAGGAUGGUCCUGUACGAGGGUCCCCUGCGGCCCCUCUGUCCCCUUGUCCCCAACAAUGUCAACACGAUGGCAGCGGCGGCCGUGGCAGCACCAGGGCUGGGCUUCGACGGUGUCACUGCCUGCCUGGUGGCCGACCCCAGCCUGCACUGGACAUGGUGGGUGUGUCCGUCUCUGCUGAGCUCCCAGGACCAUGAUGAGCUGGGGCCCACCGAGGACCCCCUGAAAACCAUCAGAGGACCCCCCGGACCCUUUGGCAACAUUAAACCCCCCCAAAACCGUGCAUCGGUGUCACCCUUGCUGUCAUGAUGGCACCCUCGGGAUGGAAGAGGCUGCCUUGGCCUCUGAUUGGCUGAGGUGUUGCGUGGAGGGGCUCUGAUUGGUGGAUGUGCCGUGGAAAGCACGAUGGGAAGAGGAUCGCCUGUCGCCGAUCGGUGGGAGGGGAAGGUCCGAGGGUUGUGAUUGGCUGGGAAGCGGGCAAAGUGUGACAGGAGGUGUAGUUCCAGGU
Molecule: messenger RNA, 1119 nt
Organism: Myiozetetes cayanensis
Lineage: Eukaryota; Metazoa; Chordata; Aves; Passeriformes; Tyrannidae
Gene: ASPDH
Product: aspartate dehydrogenase domain containing
Exons: 6
Coding region: 93-920 (275 amino acids)
Biological process (GO): NAD+ biosynthetic process
Molecular function (GO): NADP binding; L-aspartate dehydrogenase [NAD(P)+] activity
Source: RefSeq, a predicted model, not a curated record